This is a messenger RNA of Apis mellifera (honey bee), 3740 nucleotides long. RefSeq lists its product as uncharacterized. The coding region runs from base 1523 to 3415 and encodes 630 amino acids. Gene Ontology annotation, biological process: regulation of transcription by RNA polymerase II; chromatin remodeling. The transcript is spliced from 7 exons. Gene Ontology annotation, molecular function: DNA-binding transcription factor activity, RNA polymerase II-specific; RNA polymerase II cis-regulatory region sequence-specific DNA binding. The record is from RefSeq and is a predicted model, not a curated record. NCBI's taxonomy places the organism in Eukaryota, Metazoa, Arthropoda, Insecta, Hymenoptera, Apidae.
CUUCGCCACGCACAGUCGCGGCUCGAACGCCGUACCAUGCGAACGUGUUGUUCUCGUCGGUUCGCGUGUCGUUGAUACAUACGUCCAUAUACACACACACACAUACGUAUACGUACAUUGUCACACACACAUAUACACGUAUAUCUAUACGUUUUUUUUCCUGCUCCUGCUCCUGUUCCUCCUCCUCCUCCUCCUUCUCUUCUUCCCCCCUCCUCCCCAUUUCGUGCGCCCGUCGAAAUGUCCACGAUCCGUCCCGAUCUCGACGGAACGGUAGGAACGAUCGAGAUAACGCGAGAAAUAGUUCGAGGCGAUACGUUUUUGUUUUGUUUCUGAAUCAAGGGGGAGGGGAAAAGGGAAAAAGAAGAAAGGAGAAGAAACGCGGAUAUAUUCGUCUCGACGAACGGUUCCUUUUUUCGAAAAAAACUGAAGUGAACUUUUCUUCUUUCCACGAUGAAACUUUUCCCUUUAUUUCUCCUAUUUCCUCCUUCUUCUCCUCCUCCUCCUCCUACUUUUCUUCCUUUCAUUUAAAACACGAUCACUUCGAUCACUCGCUCGAUUGUUAUACAAAUCUUUCGGAGGAAAGACUUUCUUCUCUCGCGAGGAGUGGUUAACGAAUUCGUUUACACGAGUGGUAUUCAUUAAUGUACACGUCGAACGCGAAGUGUCGAUUGGUUUUUGUUCAAAAGUGAAUUCUCGAAAGAAAGAGAUAUAUAUAUACAUAUAUAUACAUAUAUAUAUAUAUACACGCGAGAUUGGUGGCGAGGACAAACAUUGGGAGGACGAGAAGUGUUUCCUAGAUCGAGCACACGACAGCACGAGGAACGAAAAACGAGGGACACGUGUGUGCGUAACGAUUCUCUUCUCUCGAUCUCUAGUCAACUCUACACACAACAAGUGCGCGGAUUGUGCGGGACUCUGUCUCUAUUGUUCAUUCGUUCGCUCCACGAUAUUAUUAAUAAUAAUAAUAAUAAUAAUAAUAACAAUAAUAAUAGUAACAUUAAUAAUAAUAAUUAUAAUAAUAACAAUAGUAAUAAUAGUAUAUAACAAUAAUAAUAAUAAUAACAAUAAUAAAAGCGUUAUUAACCAACGGGCUCGAUAUAACCGCGAAAAUAAAAUAAGAAGAAACCACGACUAAACGCCAAAACGGAUAAAAGUAAUCGUAAAUAAAUAAGUAAGGAAAGAAAGUGUGCACGCUUUGUAAUUUGUAAUCGGAUUGUGUAUCCGGCCCCGAAACAAGAUCGACUGUUUUCAACCGCAAUUACAUCGCAAUACGGGAUAAACGAUAAACGGAUAUGCGAUUGUGCGAAUUCGACAACUUUUUGUGCCGAGGGGAAAGGGGAAGGGAAAGAAUUUCGCCCGGAUCCUCGUCUCCUCGCAAGGAGUUCGCCAUCCAUCCCGUGUUACGGUGAAAUCGAAGUGACGAUCGGUAAUAAUAAUAAUAACAAUAACAAUAACGAGAAGAAAAGAAAUGGCGGCGACUUCCCAACCGAGGGAUAAUUAUUGAGGGACUCUUCGCGAGGGAAUGGAUUUUCAGAGCGCUAUGGACACGUUCGUAGAGGCAUGGAUGGCUGCAAACACGAAAACGGAUCAAGUACAGAGCCAAGCUUUGGCAUUGACACACAAGGCCUCGCCACCUUCGAGGCCGAGCAGUGUGUCCUCGUUACCGAGGAGCCCUCAGUCUCACCAGUCCCAACAGUCUCAGCCGCAGAAUGCUACGCAACUUCCGCCUGUGCAUCCUCAUCAAUCGCAGACACCCCUAAGCACACCCCAGACACCGUUUUCCGCGCACAAUCAACACCCCAAGCAGGAGGCGAACACGAGCCCGAAACAGGAGGGGUUCGAUCUCAGCAAAUCUACCUCGAGCACGGGGAAAAAUCUUCCGGUCCACUGCGUGGUCGAGACCAUACACAACAUCGUCGAGACACACGUGAGCAAUUCUCGUGAGAAUUGGCGUAGGCCUCAGGUGGAGACGGACUCGUACGUCAUCAUUCCUGUAGCUAUGCCUUUUCAGGAUCUGGUGGGGGAGGCUCUGGUGCGGCUUGGAUACUCGAGCGACCUGAUACCAAGCGCGAGGGGCAGUAUCGUGAUAAGGAAUUGGAAACCUCUGCCGAUGGAGAAGGUCGCGGACGGCCCGCUGUUGACGGUGGGCGACAUAUUGGCCGAGUUGACGUCGGUCGCAACGCUCAAGAUCCAAGUGUACAGGUCGAGGCCACCGCCCCCGAGCCCCGCCGCGGAGGUCAGGAACAAAUUGUUGAGACUGUUGCUGCUACACAGCCAUGCGCUCCUCGUCUCUGCCGGUUGUCCCCUCGACGAGAUGACACUAUUAUCUCUAUGUAGAGGCGGAAACGAUCUAUCGGAAGAAACUAAACGAAACUUCGAGUCAUGGUUGCAACAGCAACAAUUGGGUCUAGGUUUGAACCCAAUGGUGCCAACCUCGAAUCAUCACCACACGCAGAGCCCUCAGCCGGAUGGUGGCGGUACCAUAGGAUCUGCGGGUGGCACGAUCGGUCCUCCUCAUCCUGCACUUCUUCAGUACUCGCAUAAAACAAGGAUGAGAACGAGUUUCGAUCCUGAACUGGAGCUACCGCGUCUUCAGCGAUGGUUCGGUGAGAAUCAACACCCGUCGCGUCAACAAAUUCAACACUACGUCUCGGAAUUGAAUGCCUUAGAAUCUCGGCGAGGCAGGAAGCCGUUGGACGUAAAUAACGUAGUCUACUGGUUCAAGAAUGCAAGAGCCGCCCAGAAAAGGGCUGAGAACAGAGGUGUUAAUGGUUACAGUCCUCCUGGGCUCAGUCCGAGAGGCGCCAGUAUUGUCAGUGAAGAUUGCACCGACGAGGAAGAGGAUUCGAGGAAUCAAUCGACGUCACCAUCUCCCUGUCCACCUGGAAGCCCACCGGUCGGCCCAUUGUCGCUCACGACCAGACCAGAGGAUCAACAACCUCCACCUUCGACACCAUCCUCGGUAAAACAAGAGGAUGCAAGGGUAUCUUCUGGUUCUGAGGACGACGAGACGAGGCCGACCGGUCCUCUACCGCCUGGAUUUUCUCUCGUGCCCAGUUCUAUGUUCGGCCAUGGGAUAAUGUACAUGUCACCUUAUCUGCCGCCUCGUGGACCAGCUGGUUGUUCGACCAGUAUGUUGGACGAAAGGAGGAAAAGGAACCGGACGUUCAUCGAUCCGGUGACGGAAGUGCCCAGACUCGAAGCUUGGUUCACUCACAAUACUCAUCCCAGUCACGCGUUGAUUUUGAAAUACACGGAGGAGUUGAACAGGAUGCCAUACCGGCAGAAGUUUCCCAGACUGGAGCCGAAAAACGUGCAAUUCUGGUUCAAGAAUCGGCGGGCUAAGUGCAAACGUUUGAAGAUGGCGUUGUUCGAAGGCGAGUCGCCCCAACCUCACCCGUAUCACGCUGACUAGCUCUCGUCUCUUCGUACAAUAUAAAAUAUAGAAGCAAGCAUCGAGAGAUGGUCGAGAGAUGGCAUCGUCGUUUGUAAUACCAGGUGGAUAUAAUGGAAUGAGGAAAUAAGAAGGAAAAGAAGAGAAUAAAUAAAUAAAUAAAUAAACAAAAACCAUCGUUAAUCAAAACCUGUUAUUUCUUUAAAUAUCUCGUUGACUCGCGACCAUAUUCGCCACGGUCGCAAUUUUGUUGUAAUUAAUUCGCGUAAUAAUUAAUAUAAUAUGGACCUUAAUAAGUGUACAUAUGAGAAUAUUGUCGAAUAAAAAGUAUACGUAACGAUUCGCA